AUGUUCAAACUGAUCGCCGUUUUGUUCGCCGCCUCUCUCCUCCUUCUCUCAUUCACAACUGCACUUCCCGUUGAUGGGCUUCCUGCUGGAAAAGCGCAGUAUGGAGGUGGGAGUGCGUGUAACCCAAAUCCGUGUCCAACAGCCUACUGUACAACUCAAUGCAAGAGCAGCUACGGCGUCGACUAUUGUAUCCCGUCAAAAUUAUUCAAUCAACACUCAAAGAUGAAAUCCAUCCUCGUAGCAUUCUUCAUGAUUCAAGUCUCCCUAGCUAUCAACUGUGUUGUCAAAAUUGGAGCAAGUCCAAAACUUUCACCUAAUUCGCCAUCGAUGAAAUGUGUAUGCGGUGAUUACUGUGCCUCGUUUUUCUCCAAUGGUUUAUACUAUUGGGGUUGUGGUUGUGGAUCCACUCAGACUGGAGAACUUUUUAAUGGAUGUCUGUACAGCGGCGACAACUACGAGGUCAACUGUUGCCCUGGCGAUUUCUGCAACAAGAAGGAUCAAAUUGGACCCAAACAAGCAAGCAACAAAAACCAUUUGAUUAAGCUACUCAAAAUU
Molecule: messenger RNA, 555 nt
Organism: Mesorhabditis belari
Lineage: Eukaryota; Metazoa; Nematoda; Chromadorea; Rhabditida; Rhabditidae
Source: the annotation of a GenBank genome assembly